GCCUUCACCGAACGCACACGUCCUCCUUUGGACACUUGAGUCAGUGUCGACACGGAAAACUUCAACUACACAUGUAGGUAUCUCUGACCUCCUAUUCCGUGACUUGCGCAACGACGGCCUUUAUGGCAAGAUCAUUACAUCUCUUGGCGCCAGCAAUCACGCAAUUCACCCCACUUCCCAGCCUGACGCGUCACCGUACGGACUCUCAUGUUCAAUGUGUCCUUGCUCGACAACACCAGAGGCCACUCUUUAGGGUGUUUUGCACUUCUUUUUUGACUGGUUCCGCUAUUUCUUAUCUUCACUAUUUGACAUAACCAACCUCGGUGUCAUUGGGAGGACACAGGAGCGACGAUGCUCAUUAAAGCGCCAGCGGUGCCUUCUCACGACGGACCUCCUAGCGACGCUGAGAUCUCCCCGCAGCGAUGGGCUUAUGGGACCAUUGAAGGUGACAGUGUCGAGAUAAAGUCACGUACGAAGAGCGGACGACAUGGUCACUCCAGACUGCUUGCUUUCGGAAGCCUGCUUCUAGUAUCGGUGUUCAUCUGGUAUGGCUUUGUCUCACAACGUGGAUCCUGGCAACCUUUGUUGCCAUCUGUGCCAGCAGAGCACCAAUUACACAUCUCGCCAAUAUUGCCGCCAUCGUAUCCGCUUGCUGUGCGAUCGCCGUACCUCUCAGCUUGGCUCCCGAGCUCACACCUCUCAUCAAUGCCCACUUCUCAUGCGGAGUUUUGGCAAGGAGCUCCCUUGGGCUGGUCAGUCGCUGUACGCGUCAAUGGUACUGCUUACAGUCUCUUUGGGAACCCAGGAAUAGGCAGACCAGCCGUGCUGAACAAUGCUGAGUAUACCGUUACUCAUUCGAUCUUCAAUUUCUCUGCCGGCCUUGCGAUGGUGUCCUUGGACUUUUUCUCCCCGGUAUCGCCUCACAAUCUUCUCCGGCAAUCUCUGCCCUUUUCCUAUCUUACAGUCUCUGUGACCCUCCCCAGCUCGGGGCAGAUCCAAGUCUACAGCGAUAUUGAUGCAGCCUGGACUGGUCCAGAGUCUGCACAGUAUUCCUACUUUGCUUCAGCCAAGGACACGGAAUACUUUGAGGUCUCUCCUGUAUGGCCAAAGCCUUUCCGAGAGGAGAGAGAUAGGCCUUUGUGGGGUCAGGCAGUCUAUGGGACUCGUCCAGAAGGCAACGCAACCUUGACCUCGCAGGUUGGAGAAGCUUCUCUGGUGCGCAACCGCUUCGCGAACCAUGGGAACUUGAAUCGAGUACAUGAUGUGUGGAAGGACCACGGCAGCGUCCUAGGCUUUUCUCACGACCUAGGUACGAUCCAAGAGCCCACGUCCGUCACAUUUGCAAUCGGGCAUCACAGGGUUGAGUCGAUCAACUACGUGGGUCAGGUUAGAACGGGAUAUUACCGUGCGACUUACCCAGACGUAGCAUCCGCUCUGGUCCACUUCUUGGACGAUUACGACGAUGCUUAUGCAGAAGCUGCUGAGAUGGACAGUGACAUCGUCGACAAGGCAGCGAACAUCUCCCAACAUUACGCAGACAUCAUCGCUCUCUCCGUCCGACAAUCUUUCGGCGCCGUGGAAAUCACGAUUCCUGAAAGCGACCACGACGUGACGGAUACCAUGGCCUUUAUUAAAGAAAUUUCCAGUGAUGGAAAUGUCAACACACUGGACAUAAUCUUUCCCACAUUCCCCAUCUACUAUGUGACGAACCCCGAUUUCAUCAAGUUCCAGCUCGAACCGAUAUUGCGUUAUCUUCAGGCUGGGAGAUGGCCGCACGAAUGGGCUAUUCAUGACAUUGGCGCCAGCUAUCCCGUUGCUGAUGGCCACGACAGGGGAGACGCAGAGCAAAUGCCGCUGGAGGAAUCGGGAAACAUUCUUCUACUCGUCUACGCCUACCAAGUGGCCUCCGGUAAUACCACCUGGGCCAAGCAAUACCAGCAUAUCCUCAAAGGCUACGCUACCUAUCUGUCUGAGCACGGGUGGUAUCCAGAGUUUCAACUCGCAUCGAGUGACGCGGCUGGCCCGGCUGUGAACCAGACGAACUUGGCGAUCAAGUCCGCCGUCGGCAUGGUAGCAUACGGGAAGUUGUUUUCGGACGACUUCUUCGUUGCGAACGGGACGGCCUUGGCAGAAGCGAUCUACGGCUCCGGUCUAGGUACCGACGCCAACAAGAGCCACUUCGUGCUGUCCUACAACGACGAUGACACCUGGUCGGGUUGCUACAACAUGUUCUCGGACAAGUUGUUCGGCUUCAACCUUUUCCCAAAAGCAGCGUACGAGAUGCAGUCAGCUUGGCUGCGGAGGGAAGCCCGCCUCGACGCCGGCGUACCGCUCGACAGUCGCGUCACCUGGAGCAAGUCUGACUGGAACAUGUUUCUAGCUUCCAUCUCAAGCCAUGACGUUGCUGGCCAGUACAUUGAUGAUUUGCAUGCCUAUGCCUCGAACGGUCUGAAUGCCGUACCAUUCAGCGACCGGUACUGGGUGGACGGAAGUGCUACGGGCCACUUCUUCGAUAUUCGCAAUCGACCAACUGUUGGUGGACAUUUUGCCCCAGUGGCCAUGUUGCACGGUCCUAAGUUGUUUUGAAGCAUCUGAAUGCGACGGACCGUGAUUCGGUUUGCAUGGUAUGGAAGCGCGCCCUUCACAGGUCAAAGACUCCCUUUUGCUCAU
Exophiala viscosa is the source of this 2670-nucleotide messenger RNA. RefSeq lists its product as uncharacterized. The transcript has 2 exons. The coding region runs from base 352 to 2586 and encodes 744 amino acids. NCBI's taxonomy places the organism in Eukaryota, Fungi, Ascomycota, Eurotiomycetes, Chaetothyriales, Herpotrichiellaceae. The record is from RefSeq and is a predicted model, not a curated record.